UUCUUUAAUCAGGAACUCCUGCGAAGUCUGUUCCAUUCACUGCUUCCUUGCUACUGGCUGAUUACUUUAUGGCAAGAAAAAACCAUGACUAUAAAUACGGAUGCAGUCCGAUGCGCUUCUUCUUCAUCCAUUUCUCCAUCUCAUCUCAGCUAGCUUCUUCUUUGCCAGAGAUCGAUCGAUAUUCGAUUGGGUUCGAGGAUUGAUUGGCAGAUCGAAAGCACUAACGAUGAUGAACAGAUUUUCGUUCGAGGAAGCGCAGAUGGCGCGCGUGCUGCUGCUCGUGUCGCGGGAGCAGCCGAUGGCGAUGGCGAUGCCGGUGUCUGGGCGCGGUGACCGCGCACCGGAGCGGGCGUUCACGUGCAAGACGUGCGGCCGCGUAUUCCCGUCGUUCCAAGCGCUGGGAGGGCACCGGGCCAGCCACAAGAAGCCGCGGCUGGACGGAGAUCUCAAACCCAAGCUGCACGCAUGUUCCAUCUGCGGCCUCGAGUUCGCCAUUGGCCAGGCGCUCGGCGGCCACAUGCGGCGCCACCGCGCCAUGGCCUCUGGAGGCCGUGUGAUGCCGCCCGUGGAAGCGAUCAAGAAGCGAGGUGCAGAAAGCGACGAUGUCGCAGUUGGCGGUGGCAUGAGCCGCGGUCUGUUGCUCGACCUGAACCAACCGCCGUGCGGUGACGAAAACUGCAUGGAUGUCGACAGCGAUUCCAGCGGAGAGUGCGGCCACCACCACGACGCAGCCGGCCAUACGUUCCACCAGUUCUUGGAUACGGGCACCAUGGCCAUGGCGGUGGACUGCGUCGGCUACUAGCUCGUUUGGAUAGUGGGACACUGCAAUAUUUUCUGUGUGCUGCCUACUACUUUUGCUUCUAUUUUAUUUUUACAUGGUUGGAGAAAUUCAUCCACAUUUUGUAGCACUAGAUAACUAUAUAUGAGCGCGUAAUCUAAGGCAUGGCAUGGCACAAAGACCAUUUCUUUCUGAGAUGACAGUGUCCCCAAUUUGGUGGCUUUGAGGCUCACAGAGCUAGUUUGCCUUAGGGUUUCCAGUUGCUGUUGACAGCAAAAAAGAACUUUGGCUAAGUGUGUAAUGUAAUUAUUUACUCGGAGUAAAAUGCAUAUAGAGCUUAUGUUUGUUUCA
Messenger RNA from Lolium perenne, 1129 nucleotides. RefSeq lists its product as uncharacterized. NCBI's taxonomy places the organism in Eukaryota, Viridiplantae, Streptophyta, Magnoliopsida, Poales, Poaceae. The record is from RefSeq and is a predicted model, not a curated record.